CUCAUACAGCAUAAAAGAACACACACUGGAGAGAAGCCUUACAAAUGUAGUCAAUGUGGUAAAGCCUUUGCACAAAACAGUCAUCUCAUGAGCCAUAGAAGAACACAUACUGGGGAGAAGCCUUAUGAAUGUAACCAGUGUGGUAAAGCCUUUUCACAAAACAGUCAUCUCAUGAGCCAUAGAAGAACACACACUGGAGAAAAACCUCAUGAAUGUACCCAGUGUGGUAAAGCCUUUGCAAGAAAUAGUACUCUCUUAAGCCAUAAAAGAACACACACUGGAGAGAAACCUUAUGAAUGUAACCAGUGUGGUAAAGUCUUUGCACAAAUCAGUACUCUCUUAAGCCAUAAAAGAAGACACACUGAAGAGAAACCAUAUGAAUGUAACCAGUGUGGUAAAGCCUUUGCACAAAACAGUACUCUCUUAAGCCAUAAAAGAACACACACUGGAGAGAAACCUUAUGAGUGUAACCAGUGUGGUAAAGCCUUUGCACGAAACAGUACUCUCUUAAGCCAUAAAAGAAGACACACUGGAGAGAAACCUUAUGAAUGUAACCAGUGUGGUAAAGCCUUUACAGAAAACAGUAUUCUCAUAAGACAUAAAAGAACACAUACUGGAAAGAAA
Molecule: messenger RNA, 624 nt
Organism: Meriones unguiculatus (Mongolian gerbil)
Lineage: Eukaryota; Metazoa; Chordata; Mammalia; Rodentia; Muridae
Product: zinc finger protein 120-like
Exons: 1
Biological process (GO): regulation of transcription by RNA polymerase II
Cellular component (GO): nucleus
Molecular function (GO): DNA-binding transcription activator activity, RNA polymerase II-specific; RNA polymerase II cis-regulatory region sequence-specific DNA binding
Source: RefSeq, a predicted model, not a curated record